Molecule: messenger RNA, 3339 nt
Organism: Frieseomelitta varia
Lineage: Eukaryota; Metazoa; Arthropoda; Insecta; Hymenoptera; Apidae
Product: probable 2-oxoglutarate dehydrogenase E1 component DHKTD1, mitochondrial
Exons: 13
Coding region: 409-3213 (934 amino acids)
Biological process (GO): tricarboxylic acid cycle
Molecular function (GO): oxoglutarate dehydrogenase (succinyl-transferring) activity; thiamine pyrophosphate binding
Source: RefSeq, a predicted model, not a curated record
UUUGGUUUUUUUUUUUUUUUUUUUUUUUUUUUUUUUUUUUUUUUUUUUUUUUUUUGAAAAAUAAAACGUAAUUUUGUGACUUUUUUGUCUGAACGAGAGCAAUGAAGAAUGACAUCAGGACGCGACAUUAAUGCACUCCAGUUGAAUUUAAAUGUAAUUUUAUACCGAAAAUGACGAAAUUUGUAUUGAAUACUCGUUAUGUUGAAUAAUAUUUUUAUUAUUAAUCUGAAAAUAAAUAUCGUUUUGUGUAAAUCGACUGUUUGUAAUAUUUAUGAUACCGACAAUCUCGAGUAAACAGAUAACGUUGAAUUGCGAUUGAAAGAGUGGGAGGGGAAGGGGGAAUAAUAAACCAACUCGGGUGAUAGAGUAACUGCCAGUUACGUUGUAGAUUUCCCAACGAAAACAAGAAUGCACGCGGUUCUUCGGUCAUCUUGUAAAACUAAAUAUCCACGUUUUCAAUGGAUAGAUAAUCGUCCGGUUUUGAGGUGUACGAAUUGUCGAUUAAAAAUCUCUACGCGAUUGUAUCACAGUGAAAAUGGCGUCUAUGGAUACAGACCGAGGCCACAAAGACAUUUUGAAGUUCCAAAAGAUUACCUGGAUAUACGAUCGAAAAACAGCAAUUUCUAUAGAUUGGUUAGCGCUUAUAGAGAAUAUGGUCAUAAACAAGCUGACAUCAAUCCUGUAUCAACUAAAAAGCCAAAACCACUGGUAGAAUUGGAACCAGAGAGAUUUGGUUUAAAUUUGAGCGACAAAGUUUCAUUUAGAGGGAUCUUAUCAUUGGGGAAAGAUGAAGGAACUGUAGAAGAGGCGUUGAAAUUUUUGAAUGAGACAUACACUGGAUCUAUAGCAGUAGAAUUUAAUUAUUUAGAGACUGAGGAAGAGAGAGAAUGGUUCGCAGAAACUGUGGAAAGAACUGUAAUGGAUCCUGUGACGGACGAAACGAAAGUAGCCAUCGCGGCGAAAAUGUUGAAGAGUCAAACUUUCGAUCAAUUCUUGGCCAUCAAAUUCGUAAACUUCAAAAGAUACAGUGGCGAGGGUGCUGAGAGCAUGAUGGCCUUUUAUCAUGAAUUUUUUAAACUGUGUGCCAAUGAUGAUUUAAAAUAUAUCGUGAUUGGCAUGGCCCAUCGAGGUCGUCUAAAUUUCCUCACAGGAGUGCUGAAUUUCCCUCCAGAAAAAUUAUUUCGACAGUUACGAGGGUAUUCUGAAUUUCCGGACGAUGUGAACGCAACUGGCGACGUGAUCAGUCAUUUUGUAUCUUCUACAAAUCUUAACGUCGAUCGAAAAAAUCUCCAUGUUACGGUAUUGCGAAACCCUUCGCAUCUGGAAGCUGUGAAUCCUGUUUCGAUGGGAAAAACUCGAGGAAUGAUGCAAGCAUUUAAAGACGGAGCAUAUAGCGAAGACAUAAACGCUCAAUGGAGUGAUAAAGUGUUGAAUAUUCAAAUUCAUGGAGAUGCAUCAUACGCUGCUCAAGGAGUUGAUCAAGAAUGUCUAGCGUUAUCCGCAGUUCCUCACUUUGAGAUUGGUGGAACAGUUCACUUGGUAAUCAAUAAUCAAUUAGGCUUCACGACUCCGGCUUCCAGAGGCAGAUCGUCGAGAUAUUGUACGGAUCUAGCCAAAAUGAUCUCUGCUCCGGUGAUUCACAUAAACGGGGAUGAUCCUGAGAUGGUUGUCCGAGCUGCUAGGAUAGCGUUCAAGUAUCAACGAAAAUUUAGAAAGGACGUUUUUCUGGAUUUGAAUUGCUUCAGAAGAUGGGGCCACAAUGAGCUAGAUGAUCCCGUUUUUACAAAUCCUGUCAUUUACAAAAUUAUACACAGCCGUCCAUCGGUGCCAGAUCGAUAUUUGGACAAACUGGUGAAGAAUAACAUUCUUUCAAUGGAGGAAGCCAAAAAUAUCAUCGAAGAUCAUAAAGCCAAGCUGAACCAAGGUUUAAACGAAGCGGAUAAUUAUAUUCCAGAGCCUUCAUACUUUGCAGGCUUGUGGAGCGGAAUGCAGCAAGCUGAUGCGAGAGUGACACAGUGGGACACGGGAGUUGAUUUAAGCCUAUUGAGGUUCAUUGCCGAAAAGAGCGUUCACAUUGACGAUGACUCGAUAAUUCAUCCUAAAUUAAUGAAAAGUCACAUUCAAUCUCGGCUAAACAAAAUAGCGAAUGGUGAACACUUAGACUGGGCCACUGCCGAAGCCUUGGCAAUUGGAACUUUAUUAUAUCAAGGAUAUAAUGUAAGAAUAAGCGGACAAGAUAUAGGUCGUGGAACGUUUUCCCAUAGACACGCCAUGCUUAUUGAUCAAUCUACUGGAGAGAUGCAUAUUCCAUUGAAUUCGAUGAUCGAUGGACAAACAGGAAAAUUAGAGUUAGCUAACAGUAUUUUGUCAGAAGAAGCGGUUCUGGGGUAUGAAUAUGGGAUGAGUAUAGCUGUACCAACUACUUUGACAAUAUGGGAAGCACAAUUUGGAGAUUUCUUUAAUGGGGCACAGAUCAUGAUUGACACUUUUGUAAACAGCAGUGAAGCAAAAUGGAUGUUAAGCAGUGGUUUAACGAUACUUUUGCCACAUGGCUAUGACGGUGCUGGUCCUGAACAUAGUUCCUGCAGACUUGAGAGGUUUUUACAGCUUACAGACAGCAAUGAAGAUAAACCAGAUGGUGAUGAUGUUAAUAUGUACGUAACGAACCCCACGACACCGGCUCAGUACUUUCAUCUAUUGAGAAGACAAAUGAUAAGAAAUUUUCGAAAACCCUUAAUAGUGGUGGCUCCAAAAAUAUUGCUGCGUCAUAUCGCAGCGACUUCACCGAUAACGGAUAUGCAAUCACAAACUACAUUUAAAAGCGUUAUAGGAGAUGAAAAAAUAGAAGAAUCUAAAGUGACUAAAGUGAUCCUCGUGAGCGGCAAACAUUACUACGCUCUUGAUAAUUUCAGAGAAAGUACAGAUCAGAAAAAUGUAGCAAUUAUUAGAGUUGAAAAUCUAUGUCCUUUUCCAAUACAAGAAUUAUUGCAAGAAAUCGAUAAAUAUAAAUAUGCAAAAACUUUCAUAUGGAGUCAAGAAGAACCGCAAAAUAUGGGAGCAUGGAGUUUUAUCAAGCCUCGUUUUGAAAAUUUAUGUGGCAGAGUAAUAAAAUACAGUGGUCGUAAACCCAUGGCUGCAGCAGCUGUAGGUGCAGGCAAAUUACAUCAACAGCAAGCUCAGGAAGUGACCGUAAGACCCUUUAAUAUGAAAUAAAUUUUAUAUUGUAUUGUAUAUUUUACUCUGUUUUAUUUGUACACAUGAUUUAACUGCCAAAACUCACAUUUAUAUUUGCAUAACAUUAUUAUAUAUUAUAUGAAGAAAUAAAUUAUUUACAUAUCA